This is a messenger RNA of Erinaceus europaeus (western European hedgehog), 933 nucleotides long. Its product is annotated as olfactory receptor 2G6-like. NCBI's taxonomy places the organism in Eukaryota, Metazoa, Chordata, Mammalia, Eulipotyphla, Erinaceidae. Gene Ontology annotation, cellular component: membrane. The record is from RefSeq and is a predicted model, not a curated record. Gene Ontology annotation, biological process: G protein-coupled receptor signaling pathway. The transcript has a single exon. Gene Ontology annotation, molecular function: olfactory receptor activity; G protein-coupled receptor activity. Bases 1 to 933 code for a protein of 310 amino acids.
AUGAAGGAAACAAAUUCUAGCCACCCGAAAGAUUUUAUCUUACUAGGCUUCUCUGACCAACCCCAACUGGAGACGGUUGUCCUUCUGGUCAUCUCUGUCAUAUAUGUUUUGACACUGAUGGGCAAUACAGCAAUCAUCCUGGUCUCAUACCUAAACUCUAAGCUCCACACACCCAUGUAUUUCUUCCUCUCUAAUCUUUCUUUCUUGGACCUCUGUUUCACUACCAGUAUUGUGCCACAGAUGCUUUGGAACCUCAAGGGUCCUAAGAAGACCAUCACCUACACUGGUUGUGUGAUCCAGCUCUAUGUUGCUUUGGGACUGGGCUCCACAGAGUGUGUGCUCCUGACUGUCAUGGCCUAUGACCGCUUCAAUGCUAUCUGUCGUCCCCUCCACUAUGGUGUUAUCAUGCACCCUAGGCUUCUCAGGCAACUUGCAGCUGUGGCCUGGAUCAGUGGUUUUGUGGAGUCCACAGUUCAAACCAUCCUUGUUUUCCAGUUACCUCUCUGCAGCCACCACAGGGUGGAUGAUUUUAUGUGUGAGGAGCCUGCUCUGAUUAAAAUUGCCUGUGUGAACACAACCUUUCUGGAAAAUGAGCUUUCCAUAGCUAUUGUCCUCUACGUGGUUAUUCCUCUGGGACUUAUCCUGGUUUCCUACGGCUGCAUUGUCAGGAGUGUGCUGAAAAUAAAAUCUGCUGAAGGCAGGAGGAAAGCAUUUGGGACCUGUGGGUCUCAUCUUAUUGUUGUGGUUUUAUUCUUCGGGACCAUCAUCUCUGUCUACAUUCAACCCAAGAGCAAGCUCACACAGAAUCACAGUAAAUUCCUCACCCUCUUCUACACUGUAGUGACACCUUCACUAAACCCCCUGAUCUACACCUUGAGAAACAAAGAGGUUAAGGGGGCUUUAAAAAAAUUACUGGUAUGGGACCCAAGUUAG